UUCGAAUUUGGCAACAUUGUCUAUGUUGAUUUAUUUGUAGGGGUUUGGUAUUGCAGACACAUUUUAUUUCAGGGAUGAAGAAAUGGGGGAUAGUUCUCCUUCUGCUUCUGAUGAAUCUGCUAAUGUUUGCGCUGGAUGCUUGAAUGUUAUUGACGAUGAAUUUUUGCAAGCAUUAAGCAAUGAGUGGCAUGUCGAUUGUUUCAGAUGCUCAGUAUGUGAUGUUCUGCUAUCUGACUGGUACUUUGAAAAAGAUGGCUUGCUAUUUUGCAAAGACGAUUAUUGGUCAAAAUAUGGAGAGGCCUGCCAAGACUGUAGUGAGAUCAUUACGGGUCCAGUUAUGGUUGCUGGCGACCAUAAAUUUCAUCCUGAAUGCUUCAAGUGCACAAACUGUGGUGGGUUCAUUGGUGAUGGAGAUUCAUAUGUUUUGGUGGAAAGAUCAAAACUGUUCUGUGGAGGAUGUUACAAGCGACAUAUGCAGCCGAUUGCUGACCAGUACAGCCGUCAACCACAUAGCAUCCAACUUGUUGAACUUCCAGUCAAUGAAAGCGGUUAUGAAAGAAAAAUUAAACUCUCUGUAAAUAGUCCUAAAUGCUCAAUAGCUGGGGGGGUUCGAUUAGGAGUUCAUGUUGUAGAUAUAGAUAUAAGUCCUGAUCUUAUGUCUAUACAUGUUGGGGAUCGUAUCCUGGAAGUUAAUGGUGUGCCUGUAAGAAAUCAAGCAUUAGAAGAAAUUGAAGAAAUGAUUAAAACUGCUAACAAGCCCUUGCAGCUUACCAUUGAGCAUGAUCCUAAUGCCAUACCUAAACAUCAAGUCAUUCCAUAUUCUCACCAGCAAGUGUCAAAAGAAAGACUGUACAAAAAAAGAGAUGGUAGGUCACGGCAACUAAAAAGAGGCAAAGGAAGCAAAGAAAGAUCUUCUUCAUUGCCUAGGUUUCUUGCAUGUGAUUCAUCAUCUUCAAAUAAAAAUUCCUAUGACUUGAGUCGGACAAAAUCUUUUCGUGUGGAGCCAAAAAAUCAUAGGAUAUUCCGUGCCUCAGAUCUAGUCCAAGGAAAACUUUUAGGAAAAGGAUUUUUUGGCCAGGUGUUUCAGGUUACACACAGAGAAACAGGAGAAGUGAUGGUAAUGAAAGAAUUGUAUCGUGUUGAUGAAGAAGCUCAAAAAAAUUUCUUGAAGGAAGUGGCUGUACUUCGUUCUCUCUGUCAUGAAAAUGUCCUUCAUUUUAUAGGUGUUUUGUACAAAGAUAAAAAAUUACACCUAGUCACAGAAUAUAUUAGUGGAGGUACACUGAAGGAAAUUAUUCAUGAUCUUUCCCAAACAUUGCCAUGGGCACAAAGAGUCAGUUUCGCAAGAGAUAUAGCAUCGGGCAUGGCAUAUCUUCAUUCUAUGAAUAUAAUUCAUCGAGAUUUGAAUUCAAACAAUUGCCUUGUUAAAGAGGAUAAAACAGCUGUUGUUGCUGACUUUGGUUUAGCUCGGAUUAUUUCAGAUCAGAAUAUUCAUCAUUCUUCCCGGCGGUAUGGAAAAAGAAACACUCCCAAAAAGUAUGAAAGGAAGAAGAGAUACACUGUUGUAGGGAACCCAUACUGGAUGGCACCUGAGAUGAUGAAAGGCAAGAAAUAUGAUGAAAAAGUUGAUAUAUUCUCCUUUGGCAUUGUUUUAUGUGAGAUAAUUGGAAGAGUUUUGGCAGAUCCUGAUUACUUACCUAGAAGUCCAGAUUUUGGACUUAAUACUGUAGUUUUUAAAGAAAAAUUUUGUGCCACUUGUCCUGAAACUUUUUACAACAUUGCCUUCCUUUGCUGUGAUUUGGACCCUGAAAAGCGACCUCCUUUUGAACAACUACAACCAUGGCUUCAAGGUAUGGUUAUACAUUAUGCAGUUGGUGCUCCUUUGCCAGCUGAUAUGGUUAAUGAAGUUCGUAACUAUUGUAAUAGGAGCCCUUCAUCAACCUCUUCUGAAUCCACCCCUGAAGCUUUGGUCCAUAGUUCUACCUGUCCAAGUCUUCAUGCUGUCAGUAAGCAUGAUGAUGAUUCAUUUGAUUCCUGUGAUGCGAUUACGUAUCGCAUGUAAAGAAUUAUCGCUGUAAGUUUUUCUAACAAAGUCCAUCGAAUUUUGAGCUCAGACAAAGCAAAUGGCCUCUCUUGUUACAUUUACUUUGAAUCUCAAUGUAUAAAUGUGUAUAGAAUUAAGUAGCAUAGUUUUUAAUCAAAAGAAGUAGCUAUUUUGUAUCAAUAGUUUGUAAAAUACAAAUGCAUUGUUUUAUAAGCUGUAUUUGCAAAAGGAACUUAGAGUAUUCAGUUUUUGUUCAUGUUUUUAUGUAUGUUUUAUAACAUUAAUGGGAAAAUGACAUUCCGAGCAUUCUUUUGAAUUCUGAUUAAGCAUGUAAUGUGAUAUAUAUGUUUCUUGUUAUUUUUAAAAGAAAAAAAAUAUGUAGAUAAGCUCAUUAUUUCUAUGUCAGUAUCACUAGUAUUAGUUUAAGUUUUUCAUUAUCAUUAUUUUUUUACCCUUAUAUAAUCUGCACUUAGUGCUUAUAUUUUGCUUUAUGUGAACAUUGAAUUAAAUAUGAACAUCAGUCUGUUUUUCAAUUUUUUACAGCUAUACACUAUUUAGAAAGCUGAAAGUGCUGUGCACCUAUAAACAUGAUUCUUAAAUACAAAAUUGCCUGUAAAAUUACACUCAAAGUAUGUGAGAAUCAGCUUAUAGAAAUUAGUUUAAAUGCUAAUUAUAAUUUUAAUGCAUGUCAUUUCAUUGAUUAUUUUUAAAUGUAUUUAUGUUUAGAAUUGCAGAUUUUUACAUUGAGCAUUUAAAAGCUGCUUUUAUAUGUAGUAUAAAAAUAGCUUAAAUAUUUUGUAGUUGGAAAACCUUGUAUUUUAUUUUUCAUUAAAAUAAUUUGUACAUAAAAUAUAUAGGUAAAGAAAGUACAAAGAUAUAUUUUAGAUAAACUAGAUCAUUUAAAAUUAAAUGUUUUCAUAGAAGGAAAUUUAUUUUAAGCUUAACCUAUUAAUUAUUUAAAAAUUUUUACUUAAUAUUUAAUUUUUUCACAUACUAGAAUCGCAAAGAAAUUUUGCUGCAUUCAGUCAUAACUGCAUAUGAUGCAUUUUAUUAUUAUUAAAAUUUGUCUGAUAAAAUCCAGGAUACAGGUUUUUGCCUUUACUAGAUCUAGUUCUUUAUCCAAGAUGACACAAGUUUCAAGAUAAAUUAAACAGUAGUUAAAUUGUAAUAAGUAAUCAGGACCUAGAGUAUUUUAUUUUCAGAUUUCUUAAUUAUACAUACUAAAAAUAAUUUCUCUUAACUUGAAGUUUUGUUUCUGAAUGCUUAUGUCUUGUUAAGCUCGUGUACAAGACUUUGAUUGUUCUUUAAAAAUUAAAGAAAGGGAAAAUAUAAUUCCUUUAUUUUUCAAUCAGAGCAGUAAAUUGCAAGUUAGUUGACUAUCAAGUUAUUCUAAGUGAAGUUAAUUGUAAUUUUUAAUGUUAAAACAUUGUAAAUAUGGAAGAUGACCUAACAAUGAACUGGUUAAAAAAGAAAGAAAAAAAAAAUUUCUUUCUUUCUAACCAAUUCAUUUUUAGGUCAUCUUCCAUAUAAAAAGGGAAGCAUUCCAAACUGCAUUUUUAAGUUGCAAGUAUACUGGAAUUAUUAUUAUUAUUAUUAUUAUUUUUUCCUGUUAUACUGUACUUGUUUUGUGUGUGAUUACAUUAACUUUUUACAUUAUUCUAUGGCUCUAUAUCCUCAAACUAGUUAGUAUAAAUGCCUGAAAAAAUUCAUCUUAUGAUAUGAGGUAAUAUUUUCAUUAUAUAAUAGUUCUUAUGUUAUGGAUAGUAUAUAAGAUAUCAAGCACAGAAUAAUAAUUUAAAAGGAGAAAUUGCAUAUUUUGCCAUUGACCAUGAAAAUCUGACAUAAUGAAAAUGUCUUUAUUCUUCUUGUUCUGCUUUCAAAAUAAUGUGCUAUUAAAUGAGAUUUGAAUUGUAUGGAAUCUCGGUAAGGAAUCUCAGUAUCUCUUAAUAAUAAGAGUAAUUAUAAGCAUUUAUUAAGCUAUGUUAUUUUUCUUUUCUUCAUAUAUUUUAUUAAAAUUUUUUAUGAAUGUGAAUGAUGAAAAAAUAUUAGUGGCAAGUAUUUUAACAUACUUGAAAAUAUUUAAAUUUGGUUUUCCUUAGUGGAAAAGUGAGUUUGAAGAUAUUCUGUACAAUAAAAGUUUAAUAUGAGUUGGUAGCAGUUUAUUUUUUAUAACAAAUAAUACACUCUUGAUUAAUAUUUUGCCAAAAUGUCUGAUUGUUGCCAAACAACUGAAGCAUUACUGUUGUCAAGAUCAUUACCUCACUUUCUACAGAAAUUUAAUCAAAAAGUCUCAUUUAGUUGAAAUUUUUAAAUAUGUUGUACACAUUCUAUAAUGAAGUAAUAAAAAUGGUUUUGAACUUUCAUUGUUAAAAUAUUGGAUGUUAUGUUUUAAUUUA
Stegodyphus dumicola is the source of this 4440-nucleotide messenger RNA. It is a transcript of the gene LIMK1, whose product is annotated as LIM domain kinase 1. Gene Ontology annotation, biological process: actin cytoskeleton organization; protein phosphorylation. The record is from RefSeq and is a predicted model, not a curated record. Gene Ontology annotation, cellular component: cytoplasm; nucleus. Gene Ontology annotation, molecular function: protein binding; ATP binding; protein serine/threonine kinase activity. Lineage: Eukaryota; Metazoa; Arthropoda; Arachnida; Araneae; Eresidae.